CUUCCAAAUACGGACCGCCCGAUAACUGAGGUAGUGUGAACGACAGAGGAGCGGCUCGUUGUUAGACUUUGAGAAAGUGAUGGGAAAUGAACGGUUCUUCCACAUUCGGACUCUAGUUUGAAGUUUUGUGUAAUUCUAUUUCACAUGAUCUAGUUGACCAAAUGGAGUCCAAAGGCUGGGCACCCAUCCACCAAGCUGCUUUCAGGAAUUAUGCCAAACAGGUGCAGAGAAUCGUGGAGACAACUGGAGCUGACCAGCUUGAAACUGUAACACAGGAUGGCCUAAGAAACACCCCACUACUGCUUGCCGUUUUAAGACAUAGUAAGCAGGCCAUAGAUGUUCUAGUAGGUCUGGGUGCUGAUGUCUCUGCACUUAAUGCACACAAUUAUGGUGUGGUGGAAAUUUGUGCUUCUCAAGGAUAUACAGACCUCUUGGAGCGUUUCAUUAGUUUGAAAAACACAAGCUUGGAUGUGUAUGGAAGGUUAAUUAAGUUAUUCAUCUCAGAAGAUGACAAAGAGACUCUGUGUGCUGGCAGAGCCAUUCUGACUUUGGGUAGCAGUCAAGAAGGCCAAGAAAUGCACACACCUUCUUUAAUUAAAGGUGGCUUGGUUAUGGUAGCCAUUAACCAGAUGAAGAAGAAGAAUUGCAAAGAGGAGGUCAAGGAGCAGGCUUUAAGCAUCCUGAUGAAUGUCUUAGAAGACCCCAGUGUUAAGGAGCAGAUCUAUAAGAGUGAUGGGCUCACCGUCCUCAUCUCUUUACUUCACACAGAAUCACCAACACUAUGCCAGGGAGCACUUUUAAUGAUUGAAGCAAUAGUUUCACAUGAAAAAUAUGCAAGCACCUUUUUACAAUGUAAUGGAUUGCCUGUACUAUUGAAGGUGAUACGGCAAGCAAAAGAAAGUGACAGGGAAGGACAUGAUGACAAUGUUUUGAUCGCGUCUCUCAACAGCCUAGGAGCCAUAGCCAGGGCCAGUGACAGCUGUCGUGAGGCAGUGAGUAAAGAAAAUGAACUCUUCCCUCUACUUGUGCAGCUGCUUCAAGAAACAAAUUCAAAGCAUCAUCUGAUUGUCUUGUGUAAAGCAGUGUCCAGUGUGGUCAUGUGUCACCAUGGUAACCAAACAGCAUUUAUCGAGAAGAACGGAGUCACUCCUCUCAUUUCUCUGGUGAAAGUGAAGAAUAGAGAGGUGCAGUUGAGUGCCAUCAAUACCCUUAACAGUCUGGCAGAGGGAAAUGAGGCCGCACAGAGGCUUGUUCAGGAGCAGGGAGGGGUGAAGCCACUGAUGCAGCUGCUGAAGAAAAGUCGACUGGUGGGCACACAGGAGGCUGUGGCUGGAGCACUCUGGGUCUUGGCAGGUACAGACAUUGAUGACCAGAGGAAUAUGGCCACAAUGAUAGGUAUAACACAUCUAAGUGAGUUUCUAGACUCCCCAUCUGAGGACCUGCAGUUGCUGGGUUUGGAAAUAUUCUCCAUAUUGGCUAGUGGUCCAAAAGAUUUUGGCAGGGCCCUGGCAGGCGCAGGUGUCCCACAGCUCCUGGUCAGACUGCUGCACUCAAACAAUGAGCGGAUUGUUUUGGCAUCUGUUAGGAUGAUGAGGCACAUCUGUCUAAGCAUAAGCUGGAUUCCAAAUACUGAAAACCAAGAAAUGCUCUUUAAUUCUCAGGGAUUAAGUUUCCUGGUAGCACUGAUGUCUUACUCUCACUCGGAUCUGCUGCAGGCAGAGGCAGCCUGUGCUCUCGCUUCAGCUGUGUUGGGCAACCGUGGGAAUGCAGAGCUUCUUUAUGGCCACAGUGACUUCACUUAUAGCUUCAUCCUUAGACUCCUGUACUCCCAAUUCAGAGAAGUGCGCCUGCUCGCUGGGGUUGCUAUAGCAACUUUUGCCUUUAACAACAUGGCUCAGCAGAAGCAGAUAGCAGAGGCUGGUGGGGUGCAUUGGCACAAUUUUCAACCUUUCCUCCUUUCCAGUGACCCACUUGAACGUCUGAAUGCUGCCUUCCAGUGUGUAGUUCUAUCUAGCAUCAUACCAGAUCAAAAACCUGCAUCAAUCCGUGCUCUUGGGAUUAAGACUAUUGUGGACAUUAUGGAAGAACCACACUCCAAGCCUGUCCUGGCUCUGGCUGCGGAUUGUGUGGGACGUCUUGCACAUACAAGAGCAGGAAUCCCGUCUGCAAUUAUCUCCAUCAAUGCAGUAUCUGUUCUUUGUGAUCUGAUGACAUCUUCUUCUGAGCAGAUUCAGGGAUCUGCUGCCAUUGCAUUGGGAUUCUUGAGUUUCAACCACAAUGGCAACAGGCAGCUGCUGAAACACUGCAGAGAGAGUCCAAUCCUUGCCAAAACUCUCCUUCAAUACACUCGGGGGCGCAGGUUGUCCCACUAUUUCCUUGACGGCUGGAAGCACCUGACAAAACUGGGGUUGCCUCCCAUCAGGGUUGGAGGCAGCAUCUAUCCUGACUGCAAGGCAGGGUCCAGUCCUGGAUUGGCCACCAGUUCAUCACGGGGAACAGCUGUACACAUCCCUUCACUCACACCAAGCCAAUUUAAAGUCACCAAUCCAUUGAAUAUGCACAUGGUGAGGAUGUGAGAGAAGAAUCAGAAUAUCAAAGAUACAGAAAUGAUGACCCCACGUUAUAUCUGCCACACAUCUGGAAUCUGGUUUAAUUAACAACAAGACUUAGCACCUAAUUAAGCAACUGGUUGGAGUGAAAUUGGUUGGAGUUUGAGGCCUUGACUUAGUUGGUCUUCUGUUGGUUCACUAACUUCACGUUUCAUUUCUGUUUGGGUGCCAUUUAAGGAAAGAAAUGAAGCAAUUCAGCAGAACGAUGAAGAAAUUCAGGGAAACAAAAAUUAAUUCAAAAGAAGUUAAUUAGCAGCAAAAACAGGUCACUAAUUAAAAAAAGGGUUAGAAUGAAAACCUACAGCCACUGCGGCCUUCCAGAAUUGGAGUUUGAGAACCCUGAUGUAGGGUGUUUGAUAGUUGGUGUCACACACUUGAGAAACCAUCCUUUUUUUUUUUUCUUUAAUUUCUUUUAUUAAUUUUUAUUGUAAUCAUUUUAUACAAAUAGAUCAAUUUAUAACCAAACAAAAUUGAAGACAAAUCAAACCCCACCCCUGAGAAGGAGAGCUUAGCCAAAGGAGAAUUGCUUAGGGCUUUUUAAUGAGGCAAUAAACAAAAGAAAGAGAGAAAUAUAUAUAGGUAAAUAAGAAAUGGAGAAGGGAAUUAAAUGCGCUAAUAGUUAUUUCUCUUAUUCUAAAAUAAUAUUGAUUAGAUCCUGCCAGGUUUUGAAAAAGUUCUGUACAGAUUCUCUAACUGAGAAUUUGAUUUUUUCCAAUUUACAUCUUGCCUGAAGAAGGGGCCUGAGUUGCCUCGAAAGCUUGCAUAUUGUAAUCUUUUUAGUUAGCCAAUAAAAGGUGUCAUUUUGCUUGGCUUUUCUCUACAUUCAUAAUGGCUAACACGGUACAACACCCUAGUACUCCAAUUUCAAAUAAUAUAAAACAUCGGUUUCCCACUGACUUAUCAGAGGAGAGUUAGGAUUCUUCCAAUUUAACAGAAUAAGUCUGCGUGCCAAAAGUGUAGUGAAUGCAAUCACCGUUUGCUUGUCCUUCUCCACUUCAAGUCUGUCUGGAAGAACACCGAACACAGCUAUUAAUGUGUUAGGAGGAAUUGUGAUACCAAGGCUGUCUGAAAGGCACUUAAAAAUUUUGGUCCAAAAUGAUGUUAGUUUGGUGCAGGCCCAGAACAUGUGACCCAGCGAGGCAGGAGCUUGGUUGCAGCGUUCACAGGUUGGAUCUUACCCUGGAAACAUUUUGGACAGUUUUAAGCGAGACAGAUGAGCUCGAUAUAUAAUUUUUAGUUGAAUAAUUCUGUGCUCGAGUGAAUUCUCUGCUUUGCUACCUUCCACUCCUUUUCUGAUAUAUUGAUUAAGAGAUCUUCUUCCCAAUGUCCUCUUGAAUCUUUGAAAGGUAGGGACUCUAAUAGGAUUUUAUAUAAUGCGGAAAUGGUGUUUAAUUCCUCGAAAUUGAGCAGUAUUUUUCUAGCAUUGUGGAGGGUAUGAGGUGAGGAAAAUUGGGCAGUUUCUGUUUAACAAUGUUUCUAAUUUGAAGAUAAUGAAAGAAAUGUGUAGCUGGGAGGUUGAAUUUUGAAUGUAAUUGUUCAAAAGAUGCAAAUAUGUUGUCUAUAUAAAGAUCUCUGAGCAUUUUAAUCCCAAAACUUUUCCAGGUAUUAAAAACUGGAUAUGUUUGCGAGGGUUGAAAGAGGUGGUUCUCUUGCAGAGGUGCCACAGAUAAAAGAUUUUCCAUCUUAAAAUGCUUUCUAAGUUGGUUCCAUAUUCUGAGUGAGUAAAGCACAAUUGGUUUAUUAGUAUAUUUGCGAUAACUUGCAUUUAUUGGAGAGCAGAGCAGGGAGUAUAGAGAAGUACUACAGGAUUUUACUUCUAUUGCGGACCAAGAGGAACCAUCCUUUCACCAACUCAACAGAGUACAAACAUGGAGGAAGUGUGAUGGUCUGAGGUUCUUUUGCUGGAGGCAGAGUUGAUGAUUUGCACAGAGUGACUGGCAUUCUGAAUCAAAAGGGUUAUCACAGCAUUUUGUAGCACCACUGAGUAUCUUCUGGUCUGCAUCUAGUUGGUCCUCCAGGCUAUGUCAGAGCUACGUUAAAAGAAAAGAACAAGAAGGCACACUUCAAAGACUUAAACCCCAUUGAGUUAGUAUGGGAUUAACUGGACAGAAGGGUGAAAGGAAAGUGACGUACCAGUGCAACACAUUUGUGAGAAUUUCUUCAACAGUGUUCGGAAGAUCUUUCUGACCAGUAUUUGUUUUUCCCUUAUAGAAAGAGUGCCACAUGUGUGCUUGGUUGUUUUAUCAACAAAAGGUGGCUACUUUGAUGAAUCAAAAUUUGAAUAGAAUUUUAUACACUUUAUGAUUCCCUGACUUAUUUUUUUCUUUUUAUUUGCCAUUGUUUGUUUGUUUGUUAUACUGUAUGCCUUGAUUUCAUGAAACAUAAAGACAUUAAACUGUGUGCAUUUCCAUUGAAACUGAAAAA
Erpetoichthys calabaricus (reedfish) is the source of this 5033-nucleotide messenger RNA. Its product is annotated as ankyrin and armadillo repeat-containing protein-like. Gene Ontology annotation, molecular function: protein binding. The transcript is spliced from 10 exons. The record is from RefSeq and is a predicted model, not a curated record. Bases 162 to 2576 code for a protein of 804 amino acids. Lineage: Eukaryota; Metazoa; Chordata; Cladistia; Polypteriformes; Polypteridae.